AUGACAUUUUUGGGGGCUUCAACGUGUUUGAAUAUUGCAGAGGCCUCUCGGUCUAUUGACCUUCGCUUCUGUUUAGACGGCGCAUCCGUGGCUUAUCUUAGGAAUUCAAACGCCGAUAUCAUCAUAUCUGGUAGCCCUUACUAUCAAUUUGCGAAAGGAAGUGGAUUUGUAAAUAAUAACACAGGAUUUAAUCCUGUGAGAAGAACAGACACGACUUUCCUGGAUGACUACAGCUUGAUGGGUUCCUCUUCAGCUAUUUCAGAUAGCGUUUACAGUCCGUCAGCAGAUAGCAAAAAAACAAUUGUAGCCGUCUUUGGAGCCCCUGGAGUACCUCAAAGUGGAGACAAAAAUGGAUCCGGUUUUGUUAUGCUUAAUGUUAUUGAAAAAGCUUCAAGUCAACGUCUGAUCAUGAAGAGUCAGCUCCUUCAUGGUAGCCUCUUUGGCUCGCGUUUUGGCCACGCAGUGAAUUUCGUUGACUUAAAUGGUGAUGGGUGGGAUGAUCUGCUCGUUGGUGCACCUUUCGAGCGAGAUCAGGGAGAAAAUGGAAUUUUGCAUCAGGAUAUUGAAGGACGAGGAAUGCAUAGAAUUCCCUCUUUUGGAUGUGUUUAUGUUUAUUGGAACCAACAGCAACGUCUUCCAAGCACUGGUGCCUUUUCCGAUAGGAACGUCCAGGUCAUUCGGGCUCCCACUACUCUUUCCCCUUUAAGUGGCUUUGGCAGUGCCAUUACCGAUCUAGGCGAUAUCGAUCAUGACGGAAUAAAUGAUUUCGCUGUCGGUGCACCCUACGACGAAAGCGGCGGUGUUGUUGUCGUUUAUCACGGUUCCGCGUCCAAGCACAUUGGUCCGCCGACUCAGCUUAUCAAUGCAUCUGAGCUCCCUGGAUCGCUCCAAGGGCUCGGUUUUUCUCUUGGACUGGGUGGAUUGGAUUUGGACGACAAUGGCUACCCUGAUUUGGCUGUGGGAGCUCCCAACUCGGACAAAAUCGCCGUUUUUCGGACUCGGCCAGUGAUUAAAGGCGAGGCUCUCGUGGUUCUGGAGGAUGGGUCCACUCACUUCAAGGGGAUGCUGGACAGCCUGGAGGACUGCACCUGGGAUACACAGAUCAUGCCCGGAUACUGGGCGCCUAAAGUCCACUGCAUGAAUGUAAAAGUCAUCAUGACCUUCUACAAUGUUGACCCAAUUUCCUGCCAACAGCGUUCGAUCCCCGCUCAACUUCUUUUGACCAUUGACCCACCAGAAAAUUGGCUAACCGAAGAAUUCAAGAAAAACGCCUCGUCACAGACGCCGUUUCCAUUGGGUGGUGGUGGUGCGGUGGCGAGCUUCUUUGGCGAGAGGGUGCUGCAAGUAACCGAUCCUGAAGUGCGGCCCUUCUAUCAACUGGCGGGCGACAAUGUGCCUUUGGACCACGAUCAAUCACUACCCUUUCUCUUGCUACCCACACAGAGGGCUGUCUGCAGAAGCAAGUCGAUGCUGGGCCAGCCGCCGAGUCAGGACGAGCUCGCUUUAGCUACCACUGUUCGACUUGCAUUUCGAGUGAGUCAGAAUACCAAUUGUUUCCACGUCGCAAUCAGCACAGAGUGCUGUUCGAUAAUGUAUCCUUUGCGGAUAAGGUUGGUCUCUUGCGUUUUGAGAUGGUUUUAA
Molecule: messenger RNA, 1641 nt
Organism: Mesocestoides corti
Lineage: Eukaryota; Metazoa; Platyhelminthes; Cestoda; Cyclophyllidea; Mesocestoididae
Source: the annotation of a GenBank genome assembly